AUGUCUAGCUUCUUUAUCGAGAACAAGAACGUCGGCAACAAGGCCGAAAGCGAAGACUGGAGAAUUCGCGGCUACAACCCUCUGACUUCUCCCGACCUCCUCCAACAUGAAAUCGCCCAAACUACCAAAUCGAAGCAGACCGUCCUCCAGGGGCGUGAGGAGGCUGUUGCCAUUGUCAACGGCACCGACGAGAAGGAGAGACUCUUGGUCAUUAUUGGCCCUUGCUCGAUCCAUGAUCCUAAGGCCGCCCUCGAGUACUGCGAUUUGCUGCUCCAAGCCAAGGAGAAGCACAAGGAUGAGCUACUCAUUGUUAUGCGCUCCUACCUGGAGAAGCCGCGUACAACAGUGGGAUGGAAGGGCCUGAUCAACGAUCCGGAUAUCGACAACAGCUUCAAGAUCAACAAGGGACUGCGCAUGUCGAGACAGCUCUUCGUCGACCUGACAGACAAGGGUAUGCCCAUUGCCAGCGAGAUGCUCGAUACCAUCUCGCCCCAGUUCCUCGCCGACUUGCUGUCCGUUGGCGCAGUCGGCGCAAGAACCACCGAGAGCCAGCUGCACCGAGAGCUGGCCAGCGGUCUCAGUUUCCCUGUUGGUUUCAAGAACGGUACUGAUGGCUCUCUCGGAGUCUCUAUUGACGCUAUCGGCGCUGUCAGACACCCUCACCACUUCCUUUCCGUGACCAAGCCGGGCGUCGUCGCCAUUGUCGGCACCGUGGGCAACGAGGACUGCUUCACCAUUCUGAGAGGCGGCACCCGGGGCACCAACUACGAUGCCAAGAGCAUUGCGGAGGCCAAGGCCGCCUUGGAGAAGGCCGGUCUCCCCCAGAGACUCAUGGUUGACUGCAGCCACGGCAACUCUCUGAAAAACCACAAGAACCAGCCCAAGGUUGCUGCUGAUCUCGCUGGGCAGAUUGCCGGUGGCGAGACUGGUAUCAUGGGUGUGAUGAUUGAAAGCAAUAUCAACGAGGGCAACCAAAAGGUACCCAAGGAAGGCAAGGAGGGCCUGAAGUACGGUGUCAGCAUCACGGAUGCAUGCAUCCACUGGGACGACACUGUCACUGUUCUCGACCAGUUGGCCGAUGCCGUCAAGCAGCGUCGCGAGGUCCUUCGCAGGAACGGCCAUGCUUAA
Messenger RNA from Colletotrichum graminicola M1.001, 1128 nucleotides. RefSeq names its product 3-deoxy-7-phosphoheptulonate synthase. The record is from RefSeq and is a predicted model, not a curated record. Gene Ontology annotation, molecular function: 3-deoxy-7-phosphoheptulonate synthase activity. The coding region runs from base 1 to 1128 and encodes 375 amino acids. The transcript has 4 exons. Gene Ontology annotation, cellular component: cytoplasm. Gene Ontology annotation, biological process: aromatic amino acid biosynthetic process. NCBI's taxonomy places the organism in Eukaryota, Fungi, Ascomycota, Sordariomycetes, Glomerellales, Glomerellaceae.